Oncorhynchus kisutch (coho salmon) is the source of this 3470-nucleotide messenger RNA. Its product is annotated as piggyBac transposable element-derived protein 4-like. Bases 1039 to 2049 code for a protein of 336 amino acids. NCBI's taxonomy places the organism in Eukaryota, Metazoa, Chordata, Actinopteri, Salmoniformes, Salmonidae. The transcript has 3 exons. The record is from RefSeq and is a predicted model, not a curated record.
GUAUAAUCUAGUGGACGGAACUGGAGGCUUCUUCAACAGCGACAAAAGGCUACUGAUUUGACCAACGUGGUGGUGUGCUAGCAAACAUAAAACCGAUUCAUUGAAGCGUUUUAGACCAAUUUGUUGUAUAUUACUCUUCGUGUUUUGAACAUACUUCUGUUUACCUAUCUACUAGCUAAUUUCAACGUAAUUUGCUUGUGAAAUUAGCAACAUUGAUACAGCAUUUGGCUAAUCUCCCGGAGCAUAAACUCACUAAGCAAGACGGAGAAAGAAGCUUUCAGAAUGAAAAAGGAGAAAGAUGCCAUAACAUUGAAAGAAGAGAAUGUAGUGAAAAAAGAGGACGAACAUUUUGGAGUGAAAGAGGAGGCUAUCUCAGUAAAAAAGGGGAAGAAAGACGUUUUGGGAGUGAAAAAGGAGGAGGAGGAGACUGAACUCCGAUUACCACCAGAGGAAAACCGAACUUGGAGGAACCAGAGACGUCCAAACCAGCAAGACGACACCUCUGCUCCCAGAUUGGAAAGAGUUUUACCAAGUUAGGAAGCCUGAACAGACAUGAGGAGACUCACACUGAAGAUGGGGAAAGUGACACAGAACUACUACAGGACGAAGACGAGUCACUGAGGGAACACAGCUUUGACUCCCAGACGGAAGAUAUGUUUCUACAUGGCGAGGACAUGGUUUUGGACUGUGCCAGGGACUCGGAUGAACAAUGGGAACCCACAAUGUCAAGAUGUCCAUCCCCCACUAAUUCAGACGCUGAAGCUGGUUCAUCCAGCCGGACCCCUGCUGCCUCCGGCUCCACACCUUCCCCCGCCCGGCCAUCUAGAGGUGUGAAGAAGCCAGCCCAGAAGCGGAGGAGGGCCAGUGAACCAGCGACAACUACCAUCGAGACAGAGGACCGUUGGCACACUGUGCUAGAAGAUGAUGUUGAAUCACUUCCACCAACAUUUAGACCGAACAGGCAGCCAGGACCUCAGCUGGACAUGACUGCAGAGUACAGAGUUUCAGCCCAACCAGAACCUGUCCAUAGAUGAGAGGAUGGUAGCCUCAAAGGUUAGAAUUGGCCUCAAACAACAUAUGUGUAACAAGCUGUGUGGGUACAAACUCUUUGUUUUGGCCGAUUCUAUGUGUGCCUACACUUGGAAUUUGUUUGUUUGUGAGGGGGAAAGCAGUUUUGCGACCGGUAAGGGACUCAGUUAUGAUUCCGUUAUGGAGUUGUUGGAUUUUCAACUGCUGGGGAAGGGCUACAAACUGUUUAUGGACAACUUCUACACAAGCCCUACCCUGUUCACAGACCUGAGGAAGCAGGAUGUGUGGGCUUGUGGCACCAUCCGUACCAACAGACAGGGCUUUCCGAAAACCAAGGUGAAUGACAUGCCUAAGAGGGCUGAUCGGGGGACCAUGCGAUGGAUUCGUAAACAUGACCUGCUCUUUGUUAAGUGGAUGGAUGCCAGAGAGGUGGUCAUGUGCUCCAGUAUCCACAAAUCCUUCAGUGGCGAUCACGUCAACAGGCGUGUGAAGGAUGCCAAUGGUGCAUGGGCCACAAAAAGGGUCCCCAUUCCUGCUGCUAUAAAGGAUUACAACAAGAGCAUGGGAGGUGUGGACCAGUCAGACGCUCUGAUAAUAGGCUACAACAAUGUUCUUCACAAGACAAUGAAAUGGUACAGGACAUUGUUCUAUCACUUCAUUGACAUUGCUGUGAUGAAUGCCUUCAUCCUCCAGAAGGAAAUGGCUCAGAGCUGUGGACAGCCCCCCAUCUCACAGCUAGCCUUCAGAGAGCUGCUCAUCCAGGAGCUUGCUGGCUACAACAUGUCCACUGCAUCACAUUCUGUCCCUUCUACUCCUGCCACCAGUGGUGUUCACAUUCCCAAAUUCUUAUCUGCAGGCAUGAAUGUGCCUCGGGGUAAAAAGGGCACAGUGGGGAUGCGUCGUUGUGUUCUGUGUCACAGGAAAUGCUCUGUCGCCUGCACCGCUUGUUCUGUUACCCUCUGCUUUACACCAGAAAGAGACUGCUAUGGGACUUGGCAUCAGCAGCAGGAUAUUGUGUAGAGGACUGAGGAUCUACACCAGAAAGAGACUGCUAUGGGACUUGGCAUCAGCAGCAGGAUAUUGUGUAGAGGACUGAGGAUCUACACCAGAAAGAGACUGCUAUGGGACUUGGCAUCAGCAGCAGGAUAUUGUGUAGAGGACUGAGGAUCUACACCAGAAAGAGACUGCUAUGGGACUUGGCAUCAGCAGCAGGAUAUUGUGUAGAGGACUGAGGAUCUUCCAAAUAUUGUCAUUCUAAAGUGUGUAAUUUGGAUGUUUUUUCUCCUUCAUUUCUUUGGGGGGGGGGGGUGUUAGCAUAGCAUUUUUGUAUGUUGUGUAUAUAGUUAUUUGAAAAUUAUUAUUGAAAAUGUAUCACUUUACCAAUUCGGCCACUUGGGUACAUUUGGGCAACUUGUGUGGGACACCUGGGUGACUUCAUACUAAAUGUCAUAUCGCUCGCUCAUUCCUGACGUUACCAGUCUAAAACUUGACACACACACUGCUGCCAUCUAGUGGCCAAAAUCUAAAUAGCACCUGUGCUGGAAUAAUACAGUAUGGCCUUUCUCUUGCGUUUCAAAGAUGAUGUUACAAAAAAAAUAGUUUUUUUUUCUCUUUGUGUUAUCUUUAACCAGGUCUAAUGUGUUAUAUUCCCCAACAUUCCUUUCACAUUUCCGUAACCUUCAGAGUCUUUCCUUUCAAAUGGUAUCAAGAAUCUGCAUAUCUUUGCUUCAGGUCCUGAGCUACAGGCAGGUGGAUUUGUGUUUGUCAAUAAUGAAGGUGAAAAUGGAAAACAAUGGGUGGAUCCAACAUUGAUGAACCUUCACUGUCUUCAUCGCUAAACUAGCAACAAUAACUAUUGUCUAUUGUUGUUCUAAAUGACCUUCCUGGCCAUAUGAAAGCCAAGCUAAAUACAAUGUUGGUGUCAGUUUUGAUGUCUUUUGGUUUUGCAAACAUUUGUUUAUUAGAUUAUAUUUCUCAUUAAGAAUAAUGUUUUAAUUCUAUAUGGGUCACGCCUGGCUUUGGUCAUGUUCUCUUAUGGGUCAAUUAUUUUGAAUUAGAAUAUAGAAUCAUAGAAUGCUGUGGGUCAAUUAUUUUGAAUUAGAAUAUAGAAUCAUAGAAUGCUGUGGGUCAAUUAUUUUGAAUUAGAAUAUAGAAUCAUAGAAUGCUGUGGGUCAAUUAUUUUGAAUUAGAAUAUAGAAUCAUAGAAUGCUGUGGGUCAAUUAUUUUGAAUUAGAAUAUAGAAUCAUAGAAUGCUGUGGGUCAAUUAUUUUGAAUUAGAAUAUAGAAAUGAUGCUCUCUGAAUCACUUACAGUGCCUUUGGAAAGUAUUCAGACCCCUUGACUUUUUCCACAUUUUGUUAUGUUACAACCUUAUUCUACAAUUGAUUAAAUAAAACAAAUGUAUUUUUUUUUUAAACACAUUAAAAACAAAUAUCACAUUUA